UAGUUUUGCUGUGGGGCUGAGAGACGCUGCCUAUGGAAAACCCGACGGGGCUGUUUUCCUGACUAUGCCAACGCUGCCUGGCGAGUUGGGCUGCCUUGGAAAAGUUCUUGGGCGGGCGCACCAGGAAAUGGCUCUCUCUUCACUCGGUUGCUCAACGUUUUCUUUGGACGGGGAUCAUCCAGCAGCUGGUGGGCGAUCCAAAGAACACGGCCGGCCGGGACGACUCGCUGGAGUGGAGAGAAACGGAUCUGAGGUUGGGCAGGCCAGCGCACAAUUCCCAGUCCCCUCAGAGGUGGGAUUACCCCCCCGAGUUUUCUGCGUGUGUGUGUUUCUUUUCUAAGUCUUUGAAGUCGACUGCAACUUCGCUUCAGUUCGAUUUGCCCCUGAAAGGACCACGGAACUGGGAUGUACGUUUCGCUCACCGUUGGAUCGUAGGAGAGACGUUUUCUUCCCUCUCCCCACUGUGCUGCCCCCCAAAAGGUGAUGCGACUUGGGACAUCGCCCGCACUGGUUGCUUGCUAGCCAGGCUUAUAACGGUGUCAGGCGCAGUCUAGGAGAGAAGCCGACCCUCCUCUCUUUUCUUCUUGUUAAUUGGCCCGACGGGACGGUCCUGGAGUUCCCGUUGCAGUAGCCCUCUGCGCUCCUCCCCACCCCUCGGCGUGACACUUUGCUCCCAGAUGAGCCCCAGUUGGUGAAAUCUGGCGUUUUCCAGACCUGCCGCUAGUCUGAAGGAGGAGGACACCCCCCCACCCCAGUCGCCUGCAACCUUCCUUAAAGCUGCCAGCUUCACCGAUUUCCCCCAGCUCACCGGAUUUCAUACCGCUGGAAUUCUUUCUAUGGGCAACCAUUAUUUUGAAUGAUUUUUAUACAGAGAUAGCAUUUCUUUUAAGCUUUUGCCUCCUGGUGCUUUGACCGAGGGAACUUUUGGCAGACGCUGUUCUCUUGCCUCCAUCGCACGGAUUCUCUGUUUUCACCUACAACCCCCCCCAUGUCUGGAUACAGUACCCCCGCCCUCGAAAUACCGCUUAGACAACGCGGCUGAGAAGAUUUCGAGCAUCCUGGAAUCUAUUCCACAUUUAGACAAAGGAUCUCCCGGAAACCUGGAAGAAUCUUUUAACUAGUUGACCAUUACCAUGGGUCCUUCCCAAAGGACAUUCCUGAUCGUGGGCUGCCUCUUGACAGGGCCAUGGCUAGCAUCUUGCCAGUCUUUAUUUCCAAGUAUUCUUCCAAACAAUUAUGAAAUGGUUGUGCAGCUGAAUUCUCCUUUCACUCUGAAAUGUUCUGGAGAUAGUGAAGUAAGCUGGCAAUAUCCAGUUCCUGAAGGCAACCACACUGUAGACAUCAGAAAUGAGGAGAACAACAGUGGCCUUUUUGUGGCUGUGCUUGAAGUGGCAAGUGCUACUGCUUCUCACACUGGAUUGUACACUUGUUACUACAAUCAUUCUCAAGAAGAAGAUGGUGAGGUGGAGGGAAAGGAUAUCUACAUCUAUGUGCCAGAUCCAGCUGUUCCCUUUGUUCCUACGUCCCCAGAAGAUGUGUUCAUCGUAAUUACUGAGGAAGACAGGUCCUCCAUCAUCCCUUGCCGCACAAGUGACCCCAACGCUCAAGUAACUUUAAUGAACGGUGAAGGGAAAAUCAUGUAUGCCUUUUAUGACAAUAGGCAGGGCUUCAUCGGAAACUUCUCUGCAGGCUCCUAUAUGUGCAAAACCACCGUUGAGGCAAUAGAGUUCCUGUCUGAUGAAUUUUUCAUCUAUGUUUACAAAGCUCCAUCACAUCUUCAUGUUGAGAUUGAAUCCCUCAAGACUGUGUAUAAAACAGGAGAAACCAUUGUUGUAACGUGUGUGGUCUUGGAUAACGAAGUGGUGAAUUUACAGUGGAAUUAUCCAGGGAAAGUGAAGAACAAAGGUAUAAUCUCACUUGAGGACAUCAAAGUUCCAACCCAGAAGCUGGUUUACAAUUUGACCGUUCCAGAUGCAUCAGUGAAGGACACUGGAGAUUAUGAAUGUGCUGCUCGACACGUGACCAAAGAUUUUAAGAAAACAGAAAGAGUUUUCAUCACAGUUCAUGAUAAAGGGUUCAUUCAUCUGGAACCCCAUUUUAACCCUAUGGAAGCUGUCAAUCUACAUGAAGUUAAAAACUUUGUAGUUGAUGUGCAUGCAUACCCAGAGCCAAAAAUGUUUUGGCUGAAGGAUAAUGUGACUCUGAUGGAGAAUCUCACGGAGAUUGUCACUAGUUCCAAGCAGAUCCAGGAGACGAGGUACCGGAGUGUAUUAAAAUUAAUUCGUGCCAAGGAAGAAGACAGUGGACGUUAUACACUUGUAGCACAGAAUGAAGAUGAAACCCAAAGAUAUAUUUUCACUCUUCUCAUACAAGUUCCAGCUUUAAUUCGAGACCUAGUGGACAGUCAUCAUGGCUCUGCCGGGCAGACAGUAAGAUGCUUCGCAGAAGGGACACCACUCCCUGAUGUGGAAUGGCUGGUUUGCAAGGACAUUAAAAAGUGCAGCAAUGAUACCACAUGGACUCUCCUGACUAACAAUAUCUCAGAUAUUACCAUGGAGACCCAUCUUGAUGAGAAAAACAUGGUAGAAAGCCAGGUGACUUUUCAGAAGGUGGAAGAAACUUUGGCUGUUCGAUGUAUGGCAAAGAAUGACCUUGGCACCGUUACGCGGGAACUGAAGCUGGUGGCUCCGACUUUAAGAUCAGAACUGACUGUGGCUGCUGCAGUGCUUGUGUUGCUCGUGAUUGUAAUCAUCUCGCUGAUUGUCCUGGUAAUCAUAUGGAAACAGAAACCAAGAUAUGAAAUAAGAUGGAGAGUCAUAGAGUCCAUCAGCCCUGAUGGCCAUGAAUAUAUUUAUGUGGACCCCAUGCAGCUGCCUUAUGAUUCAAGAUGGGAAUUUCCGAGAGAUGGACUAGUGCUUGGCCGAAUCCUUGGCUCUGGAGCUUUUGGGAAAGUAGUUGAAGGAACUGCAUAUGGAUUAAGCCGGUCACAGCCAGUGAUGAAAGUGGCUGUGAAAAUGUUGAAACCCACUGCAAGAUCUAGUGAAAAGCAGGCCCUCAUGUCUGAAUUAAAGAUAAUGACCCAUCUUGGACCCCACUUGAACAUAGUGAACCUGUUAGGAGCUUGUACAAAAUCAGGUCCAAUUUACAUCAUAACAGAAUACUGCUUUUAUGGAGACUUGGUGAACUACCUGCAUAAAAACAGGGACAACUUUCUGAGUCGACAUCCUGAAAAGCUCAAGAAGGAUCUGGACAUCUUUGGGAUGAACUCAGUUGAUGAAAGUACUAGGAGCUAUGUAAUUCUAUCCUUUGAAAACAAUGGUGAAUAUAUGGAUAUGAAGCAAGCAGAGACAAUGCAGUACGUGCCAAUGCUAGAAAGGAAAGACAGGUCAAAAUAUUCUGACAUACAAAGGUCAUUGUAUGAUAGGCCUGCUUCAUAUAAGAAAAAAUAUAUUUCAGAACUAGAUGUUAAGAACCUUCUUUCUGAUGACCAUUCGGAAGGCCUCACUUUGUUGGACCUAUUGAGCUUCACUUACCAAGUUUCGCGGGGAAUGGAGUUCUUAGCUUCUAAGAAUUGUGUGCACCGGGAUUUAGCAGCACGAAAUGUCCUUCUGGCUCAAGGAAAAAUUGUGAAGAUCUGUGACUUUGGUCUGGCUAGAGACAUCAUGCAUGAUUCAAACUAUGUAUCUAAAGGCAGUACCUUCCUUCCAGUGAAAUGGAUGGCACCUGAAAGCAUUUUUGACAACCUGUAUACCACAUUAAGUGAUGUCUGGUCUUAUGGCAUUCUGCUGUGGGAAAUAUUUUCUCUUGGUGGCACUCCGUACCCUGGCAUGAUGGUUGAUUCCACGUUCUAUAACAAAAUAAAAAGUGGCUACCGAAUGGCAAAACCUGACCAUGCUACCAGCGAAGUGUAUGACAUCAUGGUGAAAUGCUGGAACAGUGAACCUGAGAAAAGACCUUCUUUUUAUCAUUUGAGUGAAAUAGUUGAGAAUUUGUUGCCUGGAGAAUACAAGAAGAGUUAUGAGAGAAUUCACUUGGACUUCUUGAAGAGUGACCAUCCUGCUGUCACACGCAUGAGAACAGACUGUGACAACACCUACAUCGGAGUAACUUACAAGAAUGAAGACAAACUGAAGGACAGGGAGAGUGGAUUUGAUGAGCAAAGACUCAGUGCUGACAGUGGCUACAUAAUCCCCCUGCCGGAUAUUGACCCUGUUUCAGAAGAUGAACUUAGCAAAAGGAACAGGCACAGUUCCCAAACUUCUGAAGAAAGUGCCAUUGAAACUGGUUCCAGCAGUUCUACGUUUGUCAAGCGAGAGGACGAGACCAUCGAGGACAUCGACAUUAUUGAUGACAUCGGAAUGGAUUCCUCAGAACUGGUUGAGGACAGUUUCCUGUAACUCCUGAAGGAUGUAGUGGACAACUUUUGAGGUGUGCAAGACAAUGACAACAACAACAAAGGGAAUCUCAACACAUAAUUCAUGGAUUUUUGACUCCCUAAGUAAAACCACUUUAAUACAGAUGGUCAAGACUUGCAAUGCCAAGUGUCCCAACAAGGGGCAUAGAGAUCUCACCCUGGUUUAUGGAACAAGAAGACAUUCAAAAACCAGCUCUUAAGCAUCGCCCCUUGAAGUACUUCCAUAGUAUCUCAGUGCUGUUUGCAGUUUUAAUUGGUAGGUGGAUAAAGGAAAAGGCCAUGGACAGUUCAAUUGUUUCAAGGGCAUUCACAACUCAGAUGGAUAACAUUUCCACUAUGGUGAAACAUCACCAAAGUAACUAUGUAAUUACCUGUCUUUACGAGGAUAUUUUGUGGUCUAUGUGGAAUAGGCUUUUUGUUUUUUAAGAAGACCACUCAAGACUUCUGUGUAUUUUUUUCCUUCAGUCUCAUUAUAAGCUGCUGUUGAACUAUCACAUGAGAUGAAGUGCAUUAAAAAAACAAACCACUUUUGAAACUCAAAGUAUUUGGUACUAGGAAACUUUUUACCUUUUUCUCAGCUAACGCAAAUAAAAGAAAAUGACAAUUUCUAACCUUUUACAAUAGCUUAGUAAAUCAAGUGCCACUCUUCCUAAGUGAUCAUAGAGGAAUAACUGUUUACCUACUACUACUGUUUUCAGUAUCACUAAGUAUAGUUUAUAACUACUCCUUGCCCUUCAUUAAAAACACAGUACUUAAAAAAGUUACUAAUGAACUAAAGCAUUUUAGCAUGUAAACAUUUACAAGAAACAACUGUUCUAUUUGACUGUUAAUGGCUUUGAUAAAUUAAAAUUAGUUUAGGAAGUAGGGAAAGCUAAUGUAUUCAAUGGCAUCCAUCCUUAGUGGAGAGUCUAUCCUAAUACAAUGAAUGUAUGAGCUAGUGAAUCCUCCUUUGAUUUAGUGGAACUCUUAAAAUUUGAAGUUUAUUUUUAAACCUUCAUUUGCAACUAGGUUUCUCAAGUUAUUGCACAAUAAAUGUGUGGCUAAUCAAUCAAUAGCAAGGCUGCUUUAGAGUACUCAAGAAAUACACUGCACAUUGAAAAGUUUGUUUUGGGUUUACAUGUGAUUAAUUGAUUUGAUGCACCAAAUGCUCUUUCUGGAAAACCUUCUUUCUGAGCCCGAGAUUUCCAAUUAAGUACAUUGCAACUUUGCAAAAGAAAAAAACAUCUAGUUUUAGCAUUGCAUUUUAACAGAAAUGUAACUGGAUCCUAUUGUCCUUGUCAAGUUUAUCUAUAACUAUAGAGGUCAAUAAGUAAGAGUCUUUUUCCAUCUGGUCCAAUGGGCCAAACCUAAUCAGGAGUAAAGAAAUUGUUUCUAAAGGCCUCUCCACAUGUUACAUUUUUGAGGAAUGUAAAAAAACAGGAUUGGCCGUAACCUCCUGUUGUGUGUACAUUUAGUGGAAAAUCUAUCUCUGUGAUCUGUAAUGUGUAAAAUGGUCCCAAACAGAAUUGAUCCUACUUUUAGGCAUCCUCAAACAAGAGUUUUGUAUCAGUCCUUUCUUAAUCUGCAUCUCUUAUGAGUGUAUAUGUGUCACUGAAAUUGUUUUAUGAUUUAUGAUGCAUUCAUAUAUAAGUUUCAUUAAGUUCAGAGGGACUUACUCCCAGCUAAGUGGGCAUAGGGUUGCAGCAGUAGACUGUGAUUUUGUCAUAAAGUCUGUGGAAAUCAUGAACUGGAAUCAGUCUAUGACAUAUAUGGACUAAGAGAGCAUGGGGGACAAAAAGAGAUCCCAUGAUUUUCAUUUUCAUAAAUCCAGUGCUUAAUUUCAUUGAAGGGUAAACCUGCUAAGGAGCUAUGCUGUUAGCUCUAAAAGUCCUGUUCCUUCUUCCUCAAUAUGUUUGUGACAAGUAAAAGUUGUUCACAGGUGAGGAAAAAAGAACUUGGCACAUUCUCAGAGGCAUCUUCUGUAUAGUUAUAAAAAAAACAUACAAAGACUCAGACCUGGUAUUGAAACCAGAUAGUAGAGCAUUAAUCAGAUCUGACAUUUACUUAAGCCUUGCACAAAUGUGGCCCAGUGUGGAGGCUUGCUGGAUUUCCUGUGAAAUCAGGGGCCACUAGGUAUCACUAAAUGUAGCAUAUGGUAGCAAUUGGCCAGUGGUGGAUGAGCACUUUGAGCAAUAUAACUUUUUAUGUGACAGACUCACAGACUUACCUAUGAUUAUGGCUAUGGCUCUAUACAUUACUGAUGCAAUAGUUAAAGGACAAAUAGAUGAAUGUAGCAUGUGCUAGAGACAAUGCUGUGUUGGUGCUGGGCCCCACAGCUGUUGAUAAGCACCUGGCAGGACUAAAAAUGCAGUGCAAAUCAAUGCUUUGUGCUGGACCAAUGAUAACUCAGUGUUACAUAGCCAACUCAUUUGAUGCUCGAUAACUAACUACAAUUUAAACAUGAAGCACCAAGUUAUACUAUGGGUGAAGAAAAGCUCAAUUUGAUCCCCAAAGAUUAGAGUUUAACCAUCUCCCAUUAAAUCAAUGGGACUUGUGCUUCCUUGUGGCUGGUCUGUGAGCAUAGGGAUAUCUGUGGUAAAUAAUUCAUUGUGUUGUGGCAUUCAGAACCACAAUGUGCCCAAUAUAGAUCUAUGCAAUUACUUGGGCAAAACAUGCAAGUCUAAGGCUUCUAGAUAUUCAGCACAGACAUCUCUGCCAGAUCAAGUCCCAUUCAUUGCACUGUGUCAGUGCAAUGGUUAGAAACCAUAAAUACUGACUUGCAUGUUUGUGUUUGGCUUUCCUGCACAUGGAUCAGGUCUUAUGUUUCACAGGCUUUCCUAUUUUACUGCCCACUAAAGAAUAAGCUGCAAUAUUCUUACCUUGUUUUUUUCUUCUUGUAGUUUUAUUUUGUAUCUCACAAACAAACCCAUGGUAAUCCACAAUGGGCAUAUCUUGUUUUAGGUUAACACAGGUCACAUUGCAAUGCACAGCUGUCUAUACCAUAUACCACUGAUGGGGAUCCACAUUCAUUUCCUCUCUUCAUUGCAAUGUGGACAGGAAUAUAUAUUACCAUCUGCUCUCCGUGGCGCAGAGUGGUAAGCAGCGGUAACGCAGCCGAAGCUCUGCUCACGGUCGGAGUUCGAUUCCAACGGAAGGAGGAAGUCGAAUCUCCGGUAAAAGGGGUCGAGGUCCACUCAGCCUUCCAUCCAUCCGUGGUCGGUAAAAUGAGUACCCGGCAUAUGCUGGGGGGUAAAGAAAGGCCGGGGAAGGAACUGGCAAUCCCACCCCAUAUAUACCAUCUGCCUAGUAAGCGUCGCAAGACAUCACCCUAAGAGUCGGAAAUGACUUGCACUACAAGUGCGGGGACACCUUUACCUUUACCUUUUACUCUCAUGUUAGUGAGAUCUAAUACCUUUUGGCAAUGUAACUGUAGCUGGAUUGGGACCAAGUUCUAGUUGUGGACCAAAAUAUUUUUUAGAUUUUUAAGCCUAUGAAAAUCUUAGUUCCUGGCACUACAAUGGACUGCACACUGGAAAACUUUACAAAGUCAACACAUUCAUACAGGAGGUACCUGUUUGACUAAGGCUGCAAUCCUGUAUGCGCUUACACAAAAGAAACCACAUUGAAUUCAAUUAGACUUAUUUUGAGUAGACAUUUAUAGGAUUGCACCGUUAGUCUUUCAUUACUAGCUGGGGGAGUAAGAACCCUGAAUUUUGUUACCGUAGUGACUGUCUGAUGAUAAUCUUAGUAACUAUUUCUCUGUUGCGGCUCAGUUUUGAGAAGCUUUCAGAAAAGAAAUACCCAGCUUCUGUCUGUUCUGCAUUUGUAUCAUGACAAUCGAAUCUUGCCUGUGAAACACAACUUUCCCAUUUUGAAUGGCAGACCCGAUUCCUUAAAAUGUGGUCUGCAAAUGUACAAAACAGUCCUAUGAUAUAAUGAGGGACAUAAGAUAAGGUGAUGUUAUACAUCAAUAUGUAUAUAUGUAUUUUUGUAUCGACUUUGAGAGUACUGCCAAAACAUUUAUGACAAGCUGUAUCACUGCCUUUGUUUAUAAUUUUUAUUUUACUGUGAUAUACUCCACAGGCACGCUAACUGUUGCACUUUUAAAUGUCCAAAAUUUAUAUUUUAGAAUGAUAAAGAAAAGCGCAUAAAGUUUCCAAGAUGGUGGUAUUGUGAAAUGUUUCAGAAGAACAAUUUAGAUGAAUGACCAUAGGUACAAAAUGUAAUACAAAUGCCCCUGUUCUUAUUUUUGUCUUUUCAAAAUAACAUGUAAA
Molecule: messenger RNA, 8667 nt
Organism: Rhineura floridana
Lineage: Eukaryota; Metazoa; Chordata; Lepidosauria; Squamata; Rhineuridae
Gene: PDGFRA
Product: platelet derived growth factor receptor alpha
Exons: 23
Coding region: 1134-4397 (1087 amino acids)
Biological process (GO): multicellular organism development; embryonic cranial skeleton morphogenesis; positive regulation of kinase activity
Cellular component (GO): signaling receptor complex
Molecular function (GO): platelet-derived growth factor binding; ATP binding; platelet-derived growth factor alpha-receptor activity
Source: RefSeq, a predicted model, not a curated record